AUGAGACUACUGUGCAUUCAUGACAACCCUAGCAUCGCAACACCCCGCUGUCAUAAUCUGCAAAGAUACCUUAUAAUUACCCCCGGACACCGAGUAGCCGCGAAGACAUGCGGCGGUAUCUUGCUUGUGCCGCUGCAGGAGGGUUUCUACGCGGGGUUGGUAGCAAG
Morchella sextelata is the source of this 167-nucleotide messenger RNA. RefSeq lists its product as uncharacterized. The transcript has a single exon. NCBI's taxonomy places the organism in Eukaryota, Fungi, Ascomycota, Pezizomycetes, Pezizales, Morchellaceae. The annotation marks the transcript as partial. The record is from RefSeq and is a predicted model, not a curated record.